Esox lucius (northern pike) is the source of this 3333-nucleotide messenger RNA. RefSeq names its product Rho guanine nucleotide exchange factor (GEF) 33 (gene arhgef33). The record is from RefSeq and is a predicted model, not a curated record. The transcript has 15 exons. Lineage: Eukaryota; Metazoa; Chordata; Actinopteri; Esociformes; Esocidae. Gene Ontology annotation, molecular function: guanyl-nucleotide exchange factor activity. The coding region runs from base 362 to 2770 and encodes 802 amino acids.
CACAGAGGGAAUGUACAGCGUCUGCACCAUAAACUGACUACCUUCCGCAUGUUUCCCUCCUGAGCAGACCAAAUCCUCUGCUUUGGGGUUUUCAGGUUAAGUGGAACUCAAAUCAGAUCUCCAAUUGUCUCCUCAAGAUGGAGUGUCAAAAGCCCUCAAGCUUUUUCAAUCUCACUCCAUGACCUCUCCUAUCAUUCCACUUACACAAGAGCCCCUUUUGUGUGGAGAAUCAUCAGACUCACAUGGUUCUUUGACUGAGGGAUUGUAGGACAGUCAUCAGAGGAAGACAGAACAGAGGAGUGCUUUAAACGCUAAAACUCCACAACCCUGUUUGUGGACUAGGCAGGUGGGCACGCGAACCAUGGAAAACUGCAAGACUGAAGAACAAGAGGACAUGGAGGAAAGCCUUCCGAUUGCUCAGCUGCAGGCCUUGGUGGUGGAGCUGCGUAGCGGGCUGCAGGGGGCCCUGCAGGACAUGUCUGUGCUGCAGCAGAACCACAGCCGUCUGGAACAGAGAGUUCAGGCCCACCAGAGUGAUGUGGACGACCAGAUCAUGGGAAUCAGGAACUCGCUAAACACAUUUAAGGAAGACUUGAGCGGUGCUCUAACCCAGAUGAAAGAGGUUAACAGCAGACAAAAAGAGAUGCAGAAAGGCCUGGAACUCCUUCAGUUACAAACCAGCAGAGAGAUCCUGCCUGUUCAACAGAGGAAAAGCUCCAAAGGGGACUGCACAGGGGAUGGCCAUGCAUUUCUCUCCAAUCAGACGGAGCUCAACGUCAUCCAGCAUUAUUUCGCCAGCCUGCCCAGCAGCUCUCCACACAGGAGCACCGCCUCCACCCAGACCUCCAACUCGGAGCAGCAGACAGCCAAUGGCCAGCCCCACAGGAGCCAGUCCAAGUCCCCACUGUGGAGAGAGAGGAAGGGUAGUCGUGACGACGUGGACACGCAGGCCACCCUAGAAAACAAUAAGCGGCAGGUGGCUGCCUUAGAGCUGUUGGAGUCAGAGAGGGUGUAUGUUUCCUACUUGUCUCUCCUGCUGAAAGCCAACAUCUCCUUCAACGGCUCAGAGGCCAUCCACACCAAAGACAAACGGCCGUUCCCCAGCUCGCUACGUUUCCUAAUCCAGCAGCACCUGGAGCUGCUGCACACGCUGCAGGAGAGGGUGCUGAAGUGCCAGUGGCAGGGCAUCAUUGGAGACUUAUUCAUGAGGCUCACCAGCAAAGAGAGUGAUUUCCUGGACUUUUAUGUGUCAUAUUUGAAGGAGCUGCCUGAAUGUCUUUCUGUGGUCAGCAUGUUAACCGCCACCUCAAUGAAAGCAGCCGGCCUGUUCGAGGGUGACGAGACACACCCCUCUCUCCACGACCUGCUCCUCCAGCCCGUGCAGAGGAUCCCAGAAUACCUACUGCUGCUGCAGACCCUGUUGAAACAGACGGAUGCCGAGCACCCAGACUACUUCCUGCUGCUGGUCAGCAUUCAGCAGUUCAGAGCCUUCACUGCUCAGUACGCUCAACUACUGCAGCACAACGAAGAGCUGCUCCUGCACAACCGCAAGGAGCUCAAGAGGUCAGCUUCUGAUCCAGGCUCAGAUUUGGUGUUCUGGUCAACUAUGAAGCAGUUCUUCAAAAAUGUAGACUGUAAUAAUGCUAUGCAAGCCAAUGAGAUGGGUUCUCCCUACCCCGCCAGCAAUGCAAUUCUCCUCCCCCUCUCCCCUCACAGGGAGCACACCAAUCAUGUGAAACGUAGCAAGCAGAGGCUCCUGGAGCAGAUCCAGUCUAGAUGUGUCCAGGACUGGGAGAGCGAGGGGCACCACUCUGACUCCCCUAUCCCGUUUUUCUACCCCGAUACGGACCCCUGCCUCAAACAUCCCGGUCUCCAGAGCAUCCCCGAGAUGGGCUCGUCAGAAUGCCUGCCCAGCAAACGUUUGCCCCCUGGGUCAGCCUUGGCUGAUGCCCUGGGGGAGUUCCUUCUCCCAGUGGACACCCCAGGCCUAGAGGGCCUGUACGAAGAGGCAAACUCGUCCUUACACAAUGUGUCCAUGUUUGACCAGUGCUCCAGCGCUUCAUCCGACUCUAGCAUCGACAUUGCCUUUGUGCGCUGUCCUAAGAGCCACCAUGCUGUCCGCGAGGUCUACAGCAGCGGUGGCAGACGGGAAAGUGGUUACAACCAGGUGCCUGCCCGGGGGUGCGUGUUGCGGGACGACGCCGGGAUGACGCAAGCUCCCCACCACCGCCCCCUGCAGGCAGCUCAGCGGAAGAGCAAGUCCCUGAACGGGUUGCAGCUGGACAGCACUGUGAGCGGGGACAGUGGUCCCGGACAUCUUUCUGACCACGUAAGGAACCAUGGGGUCCACCAACACACCAAGCUGGACAGGCAGUCCAGUAAUAAAUAUCACCCACGCAACACCAAGGCCCAGAGCAACAACAACAGCCCGAUCAGCGCCCCGCAACAUAGAGCAGAGUCAGAGAAACAGAUAGCAGUCACUAAGGAGGAGUCACAUAACAUCCAUACCAAGGAUUCGGUAAGCCCACGCUGGGGUGAAGAACCAAGGUGGAAGGCGGAGAACAGCCACAUCCCUUUUAGUGAGAGGAGCCGAAAACAGGAGAAGGGAGGCUUCAGGAGCUCCUUUAAGAAGCUCUUCAAGAAGAAGUCGAGUGGAGGAGAGAAAGACAAGGAAAAGGACAAGCCAGAAAGCCAAAACUCCAGUGACCAGGAGGUAGGGAAGACCCCAAGAGUUGCCCAUCCAGGCAUUGACCGUGGGACUGCAGUGUAAAAAGUGACUAGAGCGUCAAUAGCAGAUGAACACUGAACUCUGUAAAGCUUCAAAUUAUGGGACACCAUUUGGGUCUCUAAUAAAAUACACACCCACACCCCCCCCCAGUGAAAUGAUAGGAUACUGUAUAUAGACACAUACAUUACAAUGCAAUUCUCUAAGACCGGCAUGCUUCCAACACACUGACAUACUCCUUUCUGAUUGAACUACUGUAAACUUGCUGUUCAGUGUAUUUGGUUUUGAAUCAGUAAUAGUUUUGAAGGUCUCAAUAUCUAUAGAGAAAAUAUAUUUUACAUACUACUGUAUACUUAUUAACUGUAAUUAAGUACAGAUCAAUAACUUGCCAACAAAGUAUUGUUGGAAAAAUCGCCCAAAGCAAAAUAAAUCAUGUACGUUUAUGUAAAGUUAUUUUUUAGGAAAUAAAGGAAAUUGUGAGUCAUAAAAAAAUAAUAAUCCAUUUUGCAAUCAAUAUUUGGUAUACCAAGUAUGUAUAUUAUAUUACCUGCCUAAUCAUUUCUUCAUUGAACAUUGUUACCUACAAUGAUUGCAAACCAUAAAAUGUG